Adineta ricciae is the source of this 756-nucleotide messenger RNA. NCBI's taxonomy places the organism in Eukaryota, Metazoa, Rotifera, Eurotatoria, Adinetida, Adinetidae. The record is from the annotation of a GenBank genome assembly.
AUGGGUAAACUCGACGGAAAGAUUGCACUUAUUACUGGUGGUUCUACUGGUAUUGGCUUUUCCACUGCAGAGCGAUUUCUUGCUGAAGGCGCGGAACAUGUCUUCAUUACAGGACGACGUCAACAAGCUCUGGAUGAAGCCGUAAAAAAACUGAAUAGUAAACAUGUUACAGCAGUACAAGGUGAUACCUCCAAUUUGGAUGAUCUUGAUCGAUUGUAUAGCAUCAUCAAGAAGGAAAAAGGUCAUUUAGAUAUCAUCUUCGCCAAUGCAGGUGGAGGUGCGUUUGCGCCACUUGGUUCAAUUACUGAGAAAUAUUUUGAUGACACAUUUAACAGCAACGUAAAAGGAGUAUUGUUUACUGUUCAAAAGGCGUUGCCAAUUCUGAAGGAUGGAGCAUCGAUUAUAUUGAAUGGUUCUAUUGUUUCCGUGAAAGGAAUACCGGCGUUCAGUGUUUACUGUGCUACAAAGGCAGCUCUUCGAUCUUUUGCACGGUGCUGGAUUGUUGAUUUGAAAGAACGUAAGAUUCGAGUGAAUGUGGUAAGUCCAGGACCAAUCGAUACACCUGGAUUAGCCGCUUUGGGAAAAGAUGCAGAGGAAACCAAAGCAAUGGCUGAUACAUUCGCAUCGCAAGCAGUUUUGAACCGUCUUGGCACACCUGAUGAGAUCGCGAAAGUAGUAGUUUUUCUCGCUUCAGAUGAUAGUAGUUACGUCACAGGCAUCGAACUUUUUGUCGAUGGAGGUACAGCUCAAAUUUAA